CUUAAACUUGCCUUAGUCUCUACAAUGGCGAGCUCGCGUCAAGUCGUUCUCAGGGCUGUCCUAGCGAGCCUUAGCGUACUGAGCGCUCGGGGGGCGUCGGGGCCGGGAAACUACACAUUCCCUGACGGAUUCAUGUUCGGGGUUGCUACUGCUGCGUACCAGAUUGAAGGAGCGUGGAAUGAAGAUGGUAAGGGUGAAAGUAUGUGGGACACAUUUCUUCACACCCACCCAAACUACACGCCAGAUCACUCAAAUGGGGACGUGGCAGCGGAUUCUUAUCACAAAUAUAUGGAUGAUAUAGCCAUUGUCAAGGAGUUGGGUGUGGAGUAUUACAGGCUGUCGAUCUCUUGGCCAAGGUUGCUUCCGAACGGUACUGACAAUAACAUCAGCAAAUCUGCAGUCCGAUAUUAUCGGAAUGUGAUAAAGGAGUUAAUAAAAGCCAAUAUAAAACCCUUUGUGACUUUGUUCCACUGGGACAUGCCCACCCCUCUUAUGGACCUAGGCGGCUGGGCUAACCCUCAACUAGUGAAUUACUUUAGAGAUUACGCAAGAGUGGUGUUUAAUCUAUUUGGCGAUGUGGUUAAAGUAUGGACAACUAUGAAUGAGCCGCACCAACAUUGCAAUAACGGCUACGGCGGCGACUAUUUCGCUCCCGCUUUAAAAUCACACGGAGUUGGUGAAUACUUAUGCAUCCACUACAUGCUGCUGGCACAUGCUGCCGCAUACCAUCUUUACGACGAGGAGUUCAGACCGACACAAAAAGGGAAAAUUGGCAUCACUCUUGACGCGUUUUGGGCUAAGCCGAAAAACAGCGGUAAUCCAGAUGACAUCGAGGCCGCUGAAAGAUAUCUUCAGAUGCGCCUAGGUACCUUUGCGCACCCAAUCUUCUCUAAGCAAGGUGAUUAUCCGGAGCUCGUACGCAACAGAGUGGAUAAAUUGAGUCUGCAUCAAGGUUACACGAGAUCUCGAUUGCCAUAUUUUACGCCUGAAGAGAUAAUUUCAUUGAGAGGCAGCUCUGACUUCUUUGGACUGAAUCACUACACGACCUUCCUCAUGUCUCCGUCCAAUUCAGAGGAGAGCUGGGCAAAACCGUCAAUGGACUAUGACACGGGUGUCAAAUUAGAGCAAGAUCCAAAAUGGCUGAAACCAGGAGCUGAUUGGUUCUCGGUAUAUCCUCCUGGUUUUCGGAAACUUAUUAACUGGAUAACCCAUGAGUACGGGAAAGAUAUUCCAAUCAUCAUCACCGAAAAUGGUUUAACUGACCUUGGAGGCACCAACGACUACGCAAGAGUCGACUAUUAUAACCAAUACUUAGCUCAAAUGUUGCAAGCAAUGUACAUCGAUGGCUGUAACGUACAAGGAUAUUUUGCAUGGACAUUAAUGGAUGACUUUGAGUGGAAAGAUGGUUACACAUCAAAAUUUGGCUUGUACUAUGUAGACUUCAACAGUACCAAGAAAACCCGGAUACCAAAAUUGUCUGCGAUUAACUAUCGGGAAAUAGUGCGAUCUAAAAAAAUCAAUUUCGAGUUCAUAGAAAAACCAUCAUCGUCUGCCCAGUCCAAUAUAAUAAAGGAUUAAUAUUGACCAAACAUGUUGAUUUCAUGUUAAAUUGUACAUAUGAAAUAGUUAAUAAAUAUUA
This is a messenger RNA of Cydia amplana, 1639 nucleotides long. RefSeq names its product myrosinase 1-like. NCBI's taxonomy places the organism in Eukaryota, Metazoa, Arthropoda, Insecta, Lepidoptera, Tortricidae. Bases 25 to 1578 code for a protein of 517 amino acids. The transcript has 10 exons. Gene Ontology annotation, molecular function: beta-glucosidase activity. Gene Ontology annotation, biological process: carbohydrate metabolic process. The record is from RefSeq and is a predicted model, not a curated record.